This is a messenger RNA of Schistocerca piceifrons (Central American locust), 7940 nucleotides long. It is a transcript of the gene Mhcl, whose product is annotated as unconventional myosin-XVIIIa. Gene Ontology annotation, molecular function: cytoskeletal motor activity; protein binding; ATP binding. The coding region runs from base 518 to 6991 and encodes 2157 amino acids. Gene Ontology annotation, cellular component: myosin complex. The transcript has 33 exons. NCBI's taxonomy places the organism in Eukaryota, Metazoa, Arthropoda, Insecta, Orthoptera, Acrididae. The record is from RefSeq and is a predicted model, not a curated record.
CGCUCAGCGGGAGAGUCGCUGGCAGCGCCAUAUUGAACUGCUCGCCAGUACCGCUGUUGCAGUGGACUUGUGUGUAUAGUGCCGCGACGUUGCGGGCGCGUUUGUCAACAAGUUCCGUGUUGUUCGUAUCGUACACGUUUCGGGCGCGAGUAGGAGACUUUAGAUGAAUGAAAAUGCACAUAUAAUAAAGCACAAAAACCUCGUAAAGUGCUUUUUGUUCGUAUUUUUCAAAUAAUGGAUUUGUUUUCGGAUAUUAAAUAUGUGACAGAUGUUGAUGAACAUAUUUUUCCAUACAAAACCGAAGUAAAUGAAACUCUGUUAGCGAAUACCCCUCUACAACGGAAUAUUUAGCUGUGAAAUGUGUUUAGUGUACAAAUAAAAGUGAAAGUAACCGUUGUACAGCGCGUAACUUAUACCAAAACAAACUUCCGAGCUGGUGGUCUGGCAUGUGUUAUUGAUCUGAAGAAAUGCAAAUGCAUUUUCUCCAUAUUUCGAUUGCUGAGUACUAGUGAAAAAAAUGUUCAACUUCAUGAAGAAAGGCGGAGCCGAGAAGGAAGAUAAGGAGAAAAGGAAGAAGGAGAAGAAGGAAAGGAAAGAAAACAAGAAGAGAGAUCGUGGGCCCAUGACAGCUGAGGAGCUGUUACGACUGGAUGAGGUGCGGCGCUCGUUGAAGAUCCGCGGCCGGCGCAAGGAGAAGGAGAAGCUGCCGAGCGGCAUCACGGCGGACUACACGGCCAGCUUCUUCGCGGGGCUGGAACACGGGCCGGAGUACGCCGGAGGCUCGAGCAGCCUGCCCGGGCACAACCACCACGGCCAGUACGGCGCGCCCACCGGCAACGGCAACGGCGGCUACGGCUCGCCGGCCAGCCCGUCGUACGGCGGCGCGGGGGCCACGGCGGCCGGCGCGUGGGCGUCGCGGGGCGGCGCUGCCUCCGCCGUGGACGGCCUGACGCAGAGCGACAGCAGCGAAGCCAGCCUCACCUCGCUGAGCCACCCGCCGCCGCCCAAGCGCGGCAUCCUCAAGGGCCCGCGCCUCGCGCUCGCAGCGGACGCGGCCGUCCAGAACGGCGGCGACAACCACCACGAGGCCAUCCUGGUGCGCAACACGCUGCAGAACGAGGUGAUCACCUACCAGAACGUGGCGCAGCAGUCGCCGCAGCGCCACGGCCACGUUAUCUCGGCGCGAGAUACGGCGGGCAGCAGCAGCGGCGGCGACGCAAGCAGCGGCAGUAGCGCCGGGCGCGCCGCCGCGUACGACAUGCAGCGCACCAGCCCCGUGGCCGAGCCCGACGAGGCGGACCGCAGCGGCGCCUACCACACGCCGCCCCCGCUGCCGCCGCCCGCCGCCCACCUGCUCGAGGUGGCCGCGCCGGGGGGCAAGGCGGCCAGCGCCAGCCCCAGCGCAGACAGCCUCACCGACACCACCACCACCAACAGCAGCUUCGCGACGCCGCCCUUCAGCCUGAGCCCGGUGGGCGAGAGCCAGGGCCUGUGCUCGGGCCGCUGGGGGCGCUGGGACGACGAGCUGCCGCUGCCGCCGCUCGCGCCCGUGCCGCUGCCCCGCCCCCGCGAACUCACCAUCCAGCGCCAGCCGCCCCCGCGCGCCGACUUCGGCUUCUCGCUGCGGCGCGCCGUCGUGGUCGAGCGGCUCGCCAGCGGACUCACCAAGGCGGUCACGUUCGCGGAGCCCGGCACCGUCGGCGGGGGCGGCGGCGGGGGCCACGAGACGGGGCUGCUGCCCGGGGACCGCCUGCUCGAGGUCAACGGCGUGCCCGUGGACGACAAGAGCCGCGAGGAGAUCAUCGACCUCAUCAAGUCGUCCGGCGCCAGCGUCACCGUCAAGGUGCAGCCGGUGGCGGAGCUGUCGGAGCUGACCCGUCGCUGCGGUCUGGACGGCGCCGCCUUCGAGCUGGACGACUCCAACAUCAGAGGCGGCACGCUGAGGCGCAGCGGCAGCAGGCGGUUCGCCACGCAGACCACGGCGCGCUCCGAGGAGCAGGUGUCGGCGUGGCUGCAGUCAGCGGAGCACGUGUGGCUGGUGCACCGCGCCGGCUUCUCGGCCGCCCGCCGCUGCCCCACGCCCGCCGACAGCGACUCCGACGGCGACGCCGCCACUUCGGGCAAGCUGCGCAUCUGCCUCGACGCCACCGGCGACACGCUGCUCGUCGACGAAGACGACGUCGAGAAGGCAAACCCUCCUCAGUUUGACAGAGCUGAGGACUUGGCUCACCUCCGCUACCUCAACGAAUCGAGUGUGCUUCACACGUUACGUCAGAGAUAUGCCAGUAACCUCAUUCACACCUAUGCUGGUCCUGCAAUGGUUGUCGUCAAUCCCAUGGCACCACUUGCUAUCUACUCUGAAAAGGUUGUACAAAUGUUCCGUGGCUGCAAGUCGGAAGACAUGCCUCCACACAUUUACUCCCUCGCACAGUCAGCAUACAGGAGCAUGUUGGCAUCUCGUCGCGACCAGUCCAUUGUCCUUUUGGGUCGUAGUGGCUCUGGAAAGACGACAAGUUUCCGACACAUACUUCACUACCUCGCCCUGGCUGCAGGGACUGUCAAUAAAGUGGCUACAGUUGAAAAGUUGAGUGCCAUAUCAUCAGUAAUGGAAGCAUUUGGAAAUGCAAGGACUGUAAUGAACGCCAAUGCUACACGGUUCACGCAGAUUUUCAGCUUGGAUUUUGACCAAUCAGGACAGAUAGCAUCUGCUUCAAUACAGGUGUUACUGGCAGAGAGAAGUCGUGUAGUUCAUCGACCAGAAGGAGAACCAACAUUUCAUAUUUUCUACCGCAUGUUGGCUGGAGUGGAAGGUCCUUUACGGAAGGAAUUGUAUCUUGAUUCUAGUCUCUCUGAACAUAAUUUGUUCAUGACCCCACUACAUAAGCAUGAAGAUAAGCAACGAGCAAUGCAAGAGUUUAUUCGUGUAUGUACAGCAAUGAAAACACUCGGUAUUACAGACGCUGAAGCCAAAAUUAUAUGGUCAGUUCUUGCUGCCAUAUAUCACUUGGGAGUAGCAGGUGCAGUUAAAGGUGGUAAUGGUGGUCGCUGGCAGUUUGGAAACCCACGAGCGGCACAACACGCUGCUAGGCUGCUGGGAACCUCAGCGGAGGAGCUGGGACGACUGCUGUUUGGUCAGGGGACUCCACCCACACCAAGGCAGCCUUUCCGUACACCAUCACCCACCGAGAGGGAUGUGACAGGCAUUGAAGCUCUUGAAGGUCUCGUAACGGGGCUGUACGGAGAAGUCUUCAAUGCUGUUGCGGCACUUGUAAAUAGGUCAAUAUCAGCUUCAACGCAUACGGUGUCAUCCAUAGUACUGGUAGACUGCCCAGGCUUUCAAAACCCUGCAUCUUGUGGCCAUCAGGGUGGAGCGACAUUUGAAGACUUGUGCCACAAUUACCUUCAAGAAAGACUGCAACUGUUGUUCCAUCAUACCACAUUAGUUGCUCCUCGUGAUCGAUAUGCUCAGGAACACAUAGAGUGUGUGCUGGAGGAUGAAGGGGAAUCGGGCUCCCCAGCACCCAUGGUGUCUCUGCUGGACAGAGCAUCACAGAGUGCCAUGGUCCGGUCCUCUCAGACAGACCUCCGCAAUGCAGGAGACCGCAGGGGCUUGCUGUGGUUGCUGGAUGAGGAGGCAGUCUUCCCUGCAGCCAGCGAUGAAGGCUUUCUGGAGAGACUCCUGGCGCAUUAUGGAGACAGAGAACACCAGCUGCUGUUGCGCAAGGCUCCUGGACACAACCAGUUCGUCUUGCAGCAUUUACAGGGCACAAAUCCUGUACUAUAUACAGCAACUGGUUGGCUCAAAGCAUCUCGAGAAAAUCCAAUGGUUCGAAAUGCUGCCACACUGCUCCAGGAGUCUUCCAAGGAAGAAAUGAGCCAGCUGUUUGUGAGUAUCCGUGGCACCGGAGUUUCAAGCACGCUGGGUGGCUCAGUUGUGGGAAUUGAAGGCACACAGUCACUAAGGAGAGCAUCGAGCAUACGCAGAACAUUCACGGCUGGAGCUGCGGGUAUCAAACGAAAAUCUGUUUGCCUGCAAGUCAAGUUCACUGUGGAUGGCCUUGUUGAAACACUACGAAGGACUCGGCUGAAGUUUGUGCACUGUUUCUUGCCCCAACAUAAUGCUGGGCUUUCUGAUGCAAAGUCUCAGCUGCCACGUUCUGGCAGCACAGGGAAUGCUGAGGAUCUUGUUAUCAAUGUACCAUUGCUUAGGUCUCAGCUGCGAGGAGCGCAGCUGGUGGAGGCAGUGCGCCUGCACAAGCAGGGCUUCCCUAAGUUCCUGCCCCUCUCAGAGUUCCGCCGGAGGUUCCGCCUGCUGGCUCCCCCUGAGGCAAGACCCACCAGCCCUGUACCAGAUGAGAGGCGAGCCGUCGAAGAGAUGCUGCUCGGCAUCGACACCGACCCCUCCGGGUACCGCGUUGGGCUCAGUCAGAUAUUCUUCCGUUCUGGUGUUCUUGCACAAUUGGAGGCUCAGCGAGACGAACGGCUAACUGACCAUGUUGUGAGGCUACAAGCACAGUGCCGAGGAUAUUUAGCUCGGCGCAAGCUUCAUAAGCUCAAGAUCCAGGACCUGGCAGUGCGCUGCAUACAGCGCAAUGUUCGCAAGUUUCUGUUGAUCCGUGAUUGGCCAUGGUGGCGACUUCUGGUCAGAGUCACUCCCCUUCUCAAUGUACACCGCACUGAAGAAGAACUGAGAGCCAAGACGGAGGAACUGGAAGCCCUCAGAGCAAAAGUAGAGAAGUUGGAGCAGGAACGCACUCACUUGAAACACGAUACAGAUCGUCUGGAAGCAAAGCUGAGUGAAAUGACAGCAGACCUGGCUGAAGAGCACUCAACAGCAACACUUGCUACAGAGCGUUUGGAAGCAGAAACUGCUGAACGUCUGCGACUUGAGAAAGAACUUUCAGAAGUCCAGUAUCAGAAGCAGAAUCUGCAACAGACUUCAGAGCGACUGGAAAUGGAAUUGUUGUGUAUGCGAUCUGCAGCUGAGGUGAACGGCUUGGGAUCAGAUGAUGAGGGUGAUGGGGAGGACUCAUCGGGAAGUGUGUACAAGCAGCGUUAUGAGCGGGCUGUGCGUGAACUGGAGUUUACACGCCGUCGCCUGCAACAGCAACAUGAAGAUGACCUUGAGCAGCUUGUUGCACUUAAGAAACAAUUGGAGAAAAAGUUGGCAGAUGCUUAUGAGGAAGUGGAAGAACAGCGGCAAGUUGUCGGACAAUGGAAGAGGAAAGUGCAGAAGCUGAAUGCAGAAAUGAGCGACCUCCGUCUUUUGCUAGAGGAACAGAAUUCUCGGAACAAUCUUCUGGAGAAAAAGCAGCGCAAGUUUGACUCCGAACUUCAGUUGCUUCAGGAUGAACUACGACAAGAAAAGCAGCAGAAGGAGCGUAUUUCACGUGAAAAAGAUUUGGCCAUUGCAGAAAAGUAUUCUCUUGAGCAGGAUCUAAGUGGUGUGCGGCUGGAAUUGGAACUCAAAGAAGAAAAAGUUUCAGCUCUUACACAGGAAUUAGAUGAACUUACUUUUGGAGGCAAGACUGAAGAAGAGGUUGCGCAGCUCAAGAAGGCAAAACAUGAAUUAGAGAAACGGCUGAAGGAACAGGAGGAGGAACUCGAUGAGCUUGCUGGCCAAGUUCAGUUGUUGGAGCAGGCAAAACUUCGGCUAGAGAUGAGCUUGGAGCAGCAGCGCAAAGAAAGUCGGAGAGAAGCCGCCCAGCGGGAUGAAGAGCUCGAGGAUGCUCGGUGUGCAGCACAUAAGAAAGUCAAAGCACUGGAAGCCCAGUUAGAAUCAGAACACGAGGAACGUACCGCUCUCCUGAGGGAACGACAUGAACUGGAGAGGCGGUUAGCAGCUGCCGAAGAAAUGGCUCGCGCUGGUCGCAGUCAGGAAGAGGAGCAGCUGCAGCGACUGCGGCGUGACCUUCGCAGGACUAAGGCCCUCUUGCGGGAUGCACAGGCGGCGCUUGAGAGGGCGAGGGCAGACUCUCCAGGCAAAGCUCUUGUUAGACAGCUUCGAAACCAGUUGGAAGAUCUGGAGGUGGCCCGAGCGGCAGCAGUGAAGGCGCGUCAGACAGCUGAGCUGGAGCUGAGCGAGGUUCAGGCUAUGCUCGAGGAAGCACAGAGGUCUCGCUCUGAGGCAGAGGAUAGAGCUGCAGCCGUUGCAAGGGAACGUUCGGAGCUGAGGACGCAGUUGGAAGAGAAUGAAGAAGAGCUGGCAGAGGUCCUCAAGAAGUACCGUUCGACAGUUCAGCAAUUAUCUGCAGAGCAGCUAGCACUCCAGGAGCAGGCAGGUCGUGUCUCAGAACUGGAAUCUGAAAGAGCUUCACUUCGUGAACAGCUUGCAGAACUGACAACUCGUCUUGAGAGCAUGGAGACCCUGGGUGAUCCAUCGUCAAGCCUAACACAACGUCGUCUUGAAAUGCGCACCAAGGAGCUGGAGUCAAAACUUGAGUUGGAACAAACUACACGUGCUCGCUUAGAGGUCCAAAUAGCACGACUGAAGGAAGCAGUUGAAAGACUUCAGGAUGAGGCAGCGGCAGCACGUGCAAAGGAGCAGGCGGCAGUAGAUGCGUCCCGUAAGCUGCAGCGUACUGUUCGUGAACUACGUGAGGAACAAACGGCGGCGGCAGCUCGUGAAUCCGAAUGGGCCGUACGUAAGCGUGACCUUGAAAAGCGGCUGGAGGCUUCUGAAGCAGAAGCAGCUGCUGCACGUCAGGAUCUCCGACUAGCACUUACUCGAAUAGAGGAUCUCCAGUCAGCAAUUCGUGGAGAACUUGAAGAUGGAGAGGACAGCAAUGAUGAUGAAAAUUCUGACAGUGCUCAAGACAGUGAUGUUUCAGAAGAUUCCAUGAGUGUGUACCUCACAAACCAUAAAGUCCACGUCAACUCCAGCCCUCGUACAACUCGAGCAUCACUAGAAUUGGAUAUAACUUCAAGAUCAUUGGAGGUGGCUUCACUGAAAAAGCCCAACGACAGCUCAGGGAAGGAAUCGUUUGCAUGAGACUGUCUGAACAUAGCCUGCUGUGUUGUCAGCAGCUGGCUACCACGAUGAGCCGCAUUCAUAGGAGAAUGGACUCAGUGGGGGGCAGCCUGUCACAGAUGGCUCCCAUACCACAUUUCUGAGACUGGACUGAGUACAAUAAACUGCAGGAUAUACUGUAACAAUUUGAACAUAAUAUAUAGAUUUUAGUACAAUAAAUUAUUGUUUGCUCUCUAUUAGCAAAGAUAUGUAAUGAAUUGUAUAAAUAUGUAAAAUUAAAAGCAACUUUGGGCUAAUAUAUAAAUAUAUAUAUAUGUAUAUCUUUGUAUACUGCUGCAUACCUUACCAAUAUAUUUCUUAAAGUCUUUUGAAAUUCCUAUCUGUGUCAUUGUUAGUUUCCUGAAAGAAAACCUUGACUGUUGUGUUCAGCAUUUAAAACUGUUAUUGGGAAAUAAUUGUUUUAGUAUAUUUAUAUGUUACUGCAUUUCCAAUAAUAUAAUAAUUGUGUUUUUUAUGGAAAUGUGAACAUACUUUCAUUGCCAUCGAUUCCAUUCCUGAGAAAGUGAAGUAUUUGCCAAUAAAUGUUUUAUAAAUAACAUGUCUUUGUUGCUUAAAUAUUUGUCAGAAAUGAUUUUUAAAGACCUAUGUACAGUGUCUCAUUGUUGAUUGGACAUGUGGAGAGAAAAUGUAUGAUACCUAUAUAUUUAUAUGAAUAUGGCAAUCAAAUAGUGGCUUGAUGAUAAAUUUUGAGGAAGCUGAAAAAAGUUAGCAAGACAGCGGAACAAAAUGGCAAACAGAAAUUGCACAAAUAAUUGUGAAACAUGGGAAAUCAGAGGCACAUCCAAUUUGUUUACUGACUGUUAUGGUCAUAUACUCAUUCCACUGCCAUCCUUUUACAAAAUUAUUUGAAGAUAUUUGAGUUUCGUGACUAUUUUGAAUAUUGCAAGAUUAAAAAUAUAACUACUGGCAA